Messenger RNA from Naegleria lovaniensis, 966 nucleotides. RefSeq lists its product as uncharacterized. The record is from RefSeq and is a predicted model, not a curated record. NCBI's taxonomy places the organism in Eukaryota, Heterolobosea, Eutetramitea, Acrasida, Naegleriidae. Bases 1 to 966 code for a protein of 321 amino acids. The transcript has a single exon. Gene Ontology annotation, molecular function: protein binding.
AUGGGCCAACCAAAAUCAAUAAUGAAUAACAGCAUUUCAUUCCCACUCGAGAUGAACGUUGAAAUAAGCAGCGCAACACCUGGUCUUAUCACAGAUCUUCUUGUUAUUAUUUUUGAAUUUCUGGAUGCAUCAUCAGUCCGACAAUCUUGUAUGCUCGUGUCCAAACAAUGGUUUUAUACAGCUCGGAGCUCUCAUUCAAAACUCACUGCUUGGCUUCAUUGGGAAGGAAAAUUCAAAAAUUAUCAAUGUACCAUGAAUAUUGAUCAUUAUGAUCAAUUACGAACUUUGUUAAAUAAUCAAUGUUUAAUGUUGAAAAUUUUAAAUCUUUCAAACAAUUGUUUGUAUGAUCGUGGAGCAAAGAUGUUGUGUGAAUGUUCACGGUUGAAAUAUUUGAGCGAGUUGUAUAUUUGCAAAAAUCAGUUGACAUGGCAAGCAGUACAGGAUCUUGCGAACAGUAAAUAUAUGAAGAAUUUAACACGACUGGAUGUAUCAGAUAAUAGUAUUGAGCUAUCAGGUGUCAAAGCAAUAGUGUCAAGUAGUUAUUUAACAAAUAUAACAGAUUUGGGAUUAGGUAAUUGCAACAUUACUGCAGAAGGAGCCGUUUUAAUAGCAAAUAAUUCAAACGCUCACAAAUUAACACGACUGUUGUUGGGAUAUAACGAUAUUGGAGCUCAAGGGGUUCAAUCAAUUGUUGAAAGCGUAACAACUGGAAAAUUAUGUCAUUUAAAAAGUUUGGAUAUUGGCCACAAUGACUUGGAUAAUGAUGUUGCACUAUACAUUGCGGCAAACAAAACAUUCAUCACUCAAGUUUGUUAUUUAGAAGCGUAUUCCAAUCGAUUCAAACAAGAUGGCAUACGGACGCUGGAACAGUGCUACGAGUCAAAAGAUGGCAAAGAGUAUUUAAACUUGGAGCUAGAUGUAAGGAAACUUUCCCUAGCUUUGGAAGGUGUAAUGGCAUUCAAAUAA